Molecule: messenger RNA, 321 nt
Organism: Rotaria sordida
Lineage: Eukaryota; Metazoa; Rotifera; Eurotatoria; Philodinida; Philodinidae
Source: the annotation of a GenBank genome assembly
AUGAUUCUCGAUCGUCAUCAAUUCAUUCAUCGUUUAUUUAAUACUAUUCUUCAUAAUGGAAAUAUUUAUGAUAUUAAAAUGCUUGUAUUAAAAUCUUAUCGUAUUAAUAUUAAUCUUAAUUGUUUGAAAUAUAAUGGUCAAUCAUUAGUUCAUUUAUGUUGUCUUUAUAAUCGUCUUGAUUUAUUAAAAUUUUUUGUUGAAUUUGGUCGUUGUGAUAUAUUAACAAUGAAUCAUGAUGGUUGGCUUCCAUUACAUAUAGCUGUUUAUCUUGGUUAUAUGGAUAUUGUAUUAUAUCUAUUAGAAUGUAUUAAAUCAAAUUAA